Messenger RNA from Monopterus albus (swamp eel), 2369 nucleotides. RefSeq names its product ras-related protein Rab-6A. Lineage: Eukaryota; Metazoa; Chordata; Actinopteri; Synbranchiformes; Synbranchidae. The record is from RefSeq and is a predicted model, not a curated record. The transcript has 8 exons. Gene Ontology annotation, molecular function: GTP binding; GTPase activity. Bases 261 to 887 code for a protein of 208 amino acids.
GGCUCCAGGCUAGUUAGCUGGUAGUGGUGUAGUCAUGUAAGAAACUGAGAGUAAUGCUAACUUGGGUGCAGUAGUUAGAGGGUUAAUCAAAGGCGUAUUGAAGCUUAAAGGAAGGAUUGUGGAGUACGAAAUCCAGCCAGGUGUCCCAAAAAGAGGGUAAAACCUUGCGGAUCUUGGACCUUUGAUAUUUGAGAACAUCUGGUUAGCUGGCUAGCUGGGGAGUUCACGAAAAGUAACGCCAAGGCUUGUUUCAUACAGCCAUGUCUUCGGCCGGAGACUUCGGAAACCCUCUAAGAAAAUUUAAAUUGGUCUUUCUCGGCGAACAGAGUGUGGGGAAGACUUCGCUGAUCACCAGGUUCAUGUAUGACAGCUUCGACAACACAUACCAAGCCACAAUAGGAAUAGAUUUCCUGUCAAAAACCAUGUACCUUGAAGACAGAACAAUCAGGUUGCAGUUGUGGGACACGGCGGGGCAAGAGCGCUUUCGUAGCCUCAUCCCGAGUUACAUCAGAGACUCUGCUGCAGCUGUUGUUGUGUAUGACAUCACAAAUGUCAACUCCUUCCAGCAAACCACAAAAUGGAUUGAUGAUGUGAGAACAGAGAGAGGAAGUGAUGUCAUUAUCAUGUUGGUGGGGAACAAGACAGACCUUGCAGACAAAAGACACAUAACCACAGAGGAAGGAGAACAGAGAGCGAAAGAGAUGAAUGUUUUGUUUAUUGAAACAAGUGCAAAGACAGGCUACAAUGUCAAACAGCUGUUCCGUCGUGUGGCAGCCGCCCUGCCUGGCAUGGAUACUACCCAGGACAAAAGUAGAGAGGACAUGAUUGACAUUAAACUGGAGAAGCCACCAGAGCAACCUGUCAGUGAUGGAGGCUGUCCCUGCUAAUGCCAGCCUAUGCCAUGGCUAAAUAUUUCUCCUUCUGGCUUUUCCUCAAUCCCAGUUGGUAUUUCUGUACCUGUACCCGUCACUACACCCGCCUAUCUCCCAGCCUGAAAAACAACACUACAUUCUUGCCAUUCUGGAAACAUGCACUCUCAUCAAGGUGUUCUGAAAAGUCAUUUAAAUUGAAUGUUUGCACUGUAACACACACACACAACAGUAUUCACAGCUGGAGCUCAGCCUUAUUCACUGAGCUCCUGUUGUCUGGCAUUUCAGAUGGAAAUGGUGGCAGAAGACUGACUCAUAUUGCUGUAGUUUGUGUCUAAAGAUGACUUUUUGAACCAAUCUUAAAAAAAUGUUUGACAUCAAAUCAAGCUAUGUGUUUCAGUGAGGAUUUUCUUUGAAAAGUAAAAUGUUUCUUUUAGCGUCAUAAGCACAAUGUGGAUGUGUGCAUUUGUCAGUUAACAUAGUUUGUGCACUUGCAAUUGACUGGCUAUUUAUUCCUAAAUUGUGUUGUCAGCAAACCAUUAUUUUUAAACUGUUUGGAGUAAUAUGUGGAAAUGGUUGCAGUUGGUUGAAGUAAACAUUAUCAUAUCUGGGAGAUCGCAUUGCUGACAUAUUCUACGUACUCAUGAUGCAGCUGUAUUUCACAGUGGCAGCCAUGAGCUUGAGCUGCCUGUACCAGCAGAAUCACAGUUCUCCCACUAUAGACCAGCAUGAUAUGACAGGCACACAGCACCACUUGGUCACAAACCAGCACAAACACAUGACCCCUACUAUAAGAACAACCCUAUCACUACACAAUCUACAUUUGUCCUUCCUCUUUUCCCACACUUGUUUCUUGAGAUGAGUUAUUUUUACAUUGGCUUCCAUUUUCUAUUACCUUUUAUUUGGAUAUAUCUUCUUUUUUGAGACUACAGCUGUGGUAGAAUAAAAGUCUUUGAUAGUGUUUGAGGAAAAUGUUCCCAUGUUUUAAGAGUCAUAAUCACAAAACCCAACAUAAACAUUAGAUGUGAUCUAUGCCUUUUGGGAUUUAAUUGUAGAGGGUUUUCUUGGCUUUGGAUUUAGCUAGUUAAGUUUGGUAUGAUGUUUUAUGAACACUUUACAGAUUGUUUGCUUGUUUUAUUAUUAUUUUUUUGGCAUUGAUCAUUUGUUAAUGAUUAUACUACAUGUGUAUUUAAUCCACAAUGACCUGUAAUAUUUAUUUCUGUUGGAUUCAUGCAUCUUUUUUAUGGCUGUUAAUAUCCUCUUCUGGUAUGAGUCCAGAAUUGCUGAAAUAUGCAUCCAUCUGGACCACCUUUAACAGAAUCAGUAGAGGGCAUUGGCUGCUCUCUCUACCACCUCUAAAUGGAAACUUCAUACUGAUAAUACCGUGCAAUUUUUGUGAUCUUAUGGAGGGCAGUCUGAUUUGUAUAGUGUAGGAGUCCUUAACGUUUGUCUGAAAUGAUUUUAAAUGAAAGAAUAAAAAUAAACUUGUCACCACUGUUA